Molecule: messenger RNA, 6907 nt
Organism: Mustela lutreola (European mink)
Lineage: Eukaryota; Metazoa; Chordata; Mammalia; Carnivora; Mustelidae
Gene: HOXA2
Product: homeobox A2
Exons: 2
Coding region: 4388-5629 (413 amino acids)
Biological process (GO): regulation of DNA-templated transcription
Molecular function (GO): DNA-binding transcription factor activity, RNA polymerase II-specific; DNA binding
Source: RefSeq, a predicted model, not a curated record
AGCAUGGCGAAUUCUUGGGAAGGCUGCAGGAGCUCCCGGAGGCGGGCAGUUCUGGAAAGGCCGAGCGCCAGCCCGCUGGGCUGCCUGAUUCCCAGCUGCCGCGGAGGGGCCUGCGCGGCCCCGCAGGGGCUGCGAGCUGCUGAUUGCGGGACAAACAAAAGGCAGCCGGCCUGAAGCGGGGCGGGGACGCACAGGUGCCUGAGCGGCCCCGCUGGGGAGUAAGGCAGGGAUGUCUUCUCCAAGAUCUUCCUCCAGGUCAAAGCGGACCAGCCAAUGCUUGAACCCUGGGAAUCAUGAGCCAUGCAGAGGAUGCAGAGCAUUUUCUGGAGCAAACGGACUCUCUGUGGAUGCUCUUCAGUCUCUUAUCGCUCCAAGAGGAGAGAAUGACUCUUAAAAUCGCCACUGGAGCUAGGAGGCUCGAAGGAGACAGAGCUUCACCCAGGUAUCCAGCAGAAGAAAGGCUGAACUCCCAGGAGCCUCCCCAAGCCCUUCCUGGACUGCUGGCGUCCCAGCUUCUUCUUCAUCCCGGAAUUUAGGAUUUGGCAUCCCCUGGAUUUAUUUCCUCUCCUUCAUCCCUCCUCACUCUCCUUUUAUGGCCCCGGGGAGGAGGAGAAAGAAAGGAGAUUGGUAUCUUUCUAAUAAAAAUGCAAUUUUAUAAGUACUUCUUUCAUUUGAUGCUGCAGGAGCUAAACAUUACAUUUCUACUCCUGGAUUGGAGAUAGGGCUGCCAGCUCACUGGCUGGCAGACCAAAAGCAGGCACAGGAAAGGGAAAUAUUUUUAUUUUUAUAUUAAAGAAUUGCUUGGAGAAGGAACCAAAUUCAGAAAGUGAAAACCUCAGGACUGUAUCCCCAUCAACAUUCCCUUUCUAAAUUGGAAGUGAGAAACCACCUGCGUCUCGGAUCAGAAGCAUCUGAUGUGAGAAAUAAAUCCUCCUUCUCCCUGGAUUGUAUCUUUCAGAGACGGAGAUGAAAAAUGUCGCCAUUUUGUUUGCAAUCCAAAAUAUCCAUCAUCAUGGCCUCUAUCUUUCCCCUGAGAAGCUCCCUCAGAUGAUCUUUAGAAAUAGGCCCUGGAGCCAUUUUGGGGUAUCUCCUGGGUCCACAGAAGCUGCUUUAAGGGGACCUACUCACAUUUUAAGAAAAAGAAAAAUGCUCGGAAGAUGCAAAGCCAGGGAGCUGUAGAGAUCUGGGUGUUUCUCUCACAGCCAGAGAUGCUUCUCCCACAUCUGUCUGGAGCUCUUGAGACACAUACAUGUUUUUCUGGAUUUUUAAAGAGCUUGGGUUAUGGAAGGAAUAGAUUUGCUCCCCACCCCACCCCAACCUCCCUGCCAAAAUAUGGCGCACCUCAGAAAUGCAGAGGCUGGAAAUCCAGUCUUUGUGAGGACUGGAGCUUCCGCUGUUUUGGGUUGUUCAGAUCUGAACUGAACAGGCUAAGCAACCACAGAAGUCUUUCUAUGAGUAAUAAUUUUACAGACAUAUAUAAAAUUACCUGGCAAAAUAAGGAACAGCGGAGAUAGAGUGUGAGGGAGAGAGAGAGAGAGAGAGAGAGAGAACGAGCUAGCCAGCGCUAUCCGUUCACAGAGGAAAAUCUUUCGGAGACACCACUGUUUGAACCCAUUUCUAAAAUCUACCGUUUAGCUGAGAGGCGACUGGUUUGGAGGCAUCCUCCUUCCCUCAGGGCACGGAUUUUUAAAUGAGAUUCCAGUAUGAUUUCCCAUAUCUUAGCAGUCAAAACAUUCAUUUUAGGUUUCAAAGAAAAAAAAUAUUGAUCUCACCUUCAGCUUCUAAGAUAUUAAAAAUAAGUCCUUAUUGAAAUAUUCCUGAGUUAAAGUAAUAGAUUUGGGGAAGAUUUCAGUGUUGAAUGGUCAAAGAAAAGGGUUUGCUUCCAGAUGGUAUUUGAAUUAAGGCCGCUGAGGCGAGCAGAAAGCUCUCACCCACGCAGCCCCUGACAAAGCCUCAGCGAUAUGGGGGCAGCGCUGUUCCCUCUCCUUAACUCCCCCUCCCCUCAACCCCUCAAUAUUAUUUCUGUAACAACAAAUGCCAAAGCCACUAUCCCAGAAUGUGCAAAAGCACCUUUCCUAAAAGCCGCCUUAUAACUCUUCCUGCUGCCAAAAAGAUCUUUAAAAAGACUAGUUUUCCUUGUUUACUUGCGUUUCCUGCUCUCCUCUUUGCUCGGCCACAUUUGAUCUUGGAAAGAGCUCGAAGCUGAAAUGUGUUCUUAAGGGCCAGAAGCUGUCAAGGCUUUUGGUGAGCAAGAUUGAUCGCACCCAGACUUCCUUCAGAGCUUUGUUUGGAAUAAAAGCAAGAAAACUGAAAAACCUCACAUUUUCCAAAAUAGCAUCUCUAUCUGUAAGGCGAUGCUCUGGGCUAGUCAAUGAUGGAGGCCACUUUAUAUCUAAUUUCUACCCAAGCCCCCUUUGAUGCCGGCCUCAGAAAUGGAGUCCUAGCCUUGUGCCGCGGUUGGCCUUUCUUGUUUUCCGCGUAGAUUUCUUUCCCCCACCAACCUCUCUCUCCCUGGCCAUCAGAAUGAUUUAUUUUCCUGCCACGGAUGCCUGCCGGCCUGGGGGAGUCUGAUCACUUGGUCCAUUUCAAAGGAAGCAAAAGCGAAUCUUCAUCCUCAGGGUCUGAGGGAAAAGAGAUACCUUCAGAUUUCUCUCUCAGCCUCUUCCCCUCUUUCUGGCUCGGUGGAUUUUUAAAAAGUUAUUGUUUGGUACCCAAAGGUGUUAUCUUUUGAAACCUCCAGCACAGUCCAAGAUGCCCUCAGUCUCAAGUCUCCGAAUUGGAAAAAAAGAAAGCGUGAAUAGAGAAUAGAGAACCUUUAUAAUUCCUCCUGAGGUUGCCCUCUCUCACCUGCGGUACUGUUUCCCGCAGCAGAACCUGAGUGCAAACAUCCCAGGUGGCCAAGGAGCAGAAAGGUGCAGGAGACAAUCUGGGAUGCCAGGGAGCACGUUUUGCAUCUGAACCCAGAAGCCCACAAUCAGAGCUACAAGGACCAGGAGAAGAAGGAGAGAAAAAGAAAAAGAGAGAGAGAGAGAGAGAAAGGAACAAGCGCCUUCUCCCUCCCUGCUGCUAACUUCCAACAGACUUCCUGGAAAUCAGAAAUACUCACCGCACCCGAGCCCUACGGGUAUGAAACCCAGAAUGCCAGGAGCCGCAGGAGCCUGCUCCAGGUGGCACUGCUUUGGGUGGCCGCCGCCCUGGCUACAGGGAUUUGGACACAUGGACCUGGGGUUGUUGUCUUGCUUGGCACAUGCAUCUAUCUUUCUCGAGCCACUCUUGAAAAGUUGAUGGCACAGGAAGGCUGGGAAGCUUCGAGAGCCGCCUCCCGUCUUCCGCUUCCCUCUGGAGCCAGAUGCAUAGCUGCCGUGGAAAAGCCGGCUAACAAUGGGCCAGGGUCCGGGUCCGAGGGCGCGGACUCCGAGCUGGGCUUUGGAGGGGGGGUGGUGAGGGCAUGCGGGAGGGGUUUGGGGAAGGAGAGAUGGAUAGAAGUGAGAGGGAAGAGGAGAGGGGAGAAGAGGGAAAAAGAAGAAAAGAGGGAAAGACGGAGAGGAAGGAAAACAGAUCACUUCCGAGAUCCAGAAACUGGUUUUAGAAAAGGCGGAGGAGGAAAAGGAAAUAAAAGAGGGGAGACCCCCAAAAUGAACCCUCUCUUUUCUGUGUCUCCUCUCUCUUCUCUCUCUCUCUCUCUCUUCCCUCUCCUUCUCUCCCUCCCUCCCUCCCUCCUUCCCUCUUCCCUCUCUCUUUCUUCUCCCGGUCUCAUCUCCCCUCUCCCUCUGCUCCUUCCUCCUGCCUUAGCAGAACUUAUGUGGCUGGGAUGCGGGGCUCUCGGGUGUCAAAACUUUGAAGAUUAAUGGAUUACUUUGUUAAUGACUGCAGGCGUCAGACUGAGGUGCUUAAAUGAUUUGUGAGGUGCGAGGCGUCUUCCCGACAGUCCCAAACAAUGCGCGGAGUGUGCGGGGGAGGCAGAGGGCGGCCGCCGGCGGGCCCGGCAGCAGGGCUCACACUCGCACACACUCACACUCCACACACUACCAGACGCACACACCAGAUCUGUGCUAAUCAGGAGGCAGGAAGGCACCCUCGCCCCCACGCACUCCCGGGCAUCCCCACCCACACCCACAUAUAUGUAUUUUUGCCCUGAAAAAAGUGUAAAUAAAGCCUCGCUGGCCCCCAAUGAGGCGUUCCUUCCCGACUUUUUUGGAUCAAUCAAACAGACAGUGGCUUCUUUUGAUUAAAGCCCAAAUUGUCAUUGGGCAGAAGCAAUCAUGUGACAGCCAAUUCGGUCCAAUUUCAACCUUGUCUCCAUGAAUUCAAUAGUUUAAUAGUAGCGCGGUCCCCAUACGGCUGUAAUCAGUGAAUUAGAAAAAAAACACCCCAGCAGCGAUCUUCUAUGAUAGAUUUUUUUUUUCCCUCUGCUCUCGCCUUUUUCCUGGGCCUUGCCCCCCCAAAGCCCCUCCAGAAGAGGGAACUUUUUCUCCGAGGGGGCUCCAAGGAGAAGGCCAUGAAUUACGAAUUUGAGCGAGAGAUUGGUUUUAUCAAUAGCCAGCCGUCGCUCGCUGAGUGCCUGACAUCUUUUCCCCCUGUCGCUGAUACAUUUCAAAGUUCAUCAAUCAAGACCUCGACGCUUUCACACUCGACACUGAUUCCUCCUCCUUUUGAGCAGACCAUUCCCAGCCUGAACCCGGGCAGUCACCCUCGCCACGGCGCUGGCGGCCGCCCCAAGCCGAGCCCCGCGGGCAGCCGCGGCAGCCCAGUGCCCGCCGGCGCCCUGCAGCCGCCCGAGUACCCCUGGAUGAAGGAGAAGAAGGCGGCCAAGAAAACCGCGCUGCCGCCCGCCUCUGCCGCCGCCGCCGCCGCCGCCGCCACCGGCCCUGCCUGCCUCAGCCACAAAGAAUCCCUGGAAAUCGCCGAUGGCAGCGGCGGGGGCUCGAGGCGCCUGAGAACUGCUUACACCAACACGCAGCUUUUAGAGCUGGAAAAAGAAUUUCAUUUCAACAAGUACCUUUGCAGACCCCGAAGGGUGGAAAUUGCAGCACUGCUGGAUUUGACUGAGAGACAAGUGAAAGUGUGGUUUCAGAACCGGAGGAUGAAGCACAAGAGGCAGACCCAGUGCAAGGAGAACCAAAACAGCGAAGGGAAAUUUAAAAGCCUGGAAGACUCUGAGAAAGUGGAGGAGGACGAGGAGGAGAAGUCGCUCUUUGAGCAAGCCCUCAGCGUCUCCGGGGCCCUUCUGGAGAGGGAAGGUUACACUUUUCAGCAAAAUGCCCUCUCUCAGCAGCAGGCUCCCAAUGGACACAAUGGCGACUCCCAAAGUUUCCCAGUUUCGCCUCUAACCAGCAAUGAGAAAAAUCUGAAACAUUUUCAGCACCAGUCACCCACUGUUUCUAACUGCUUGUCAACAAUGGGCCAGAACUGUGGCUCUGGCCUAAACAAUGACAGUCCCGAGGCCCUCGAGGUCCCCUCUUUGCAGGACUUUAACGUUUUUUCCACAGAUUCCUGCCUGCAGCUUUCAGAUGCUGUCUCGCCCAGUUUGCCAGGUUCCCUGGACAGUCCCGUAGAUAUUUCAGCUGACAGCUUUGACUUUUUUACAGACACACUCACCACAAUCGACUUGCAGCAUCUGAAUUACUAAAAACAUUAAAGCAAAACAAAGCAUCACAAAACAAAAACCCCUUUGACCAGGUGGUUUGGCCUUCUUUUAUUCCGAGAGAGUUGAUUUUUAUUUUCUUUUCUUCUUGACCUACCCUCUCUGUCCUCUAAAUGUGGAAGAUUUUCUGUUUAGUGAGUCUCCUGGUCCAGUUUCAGAGCCAUCUUUUACAGAUUAUUUUGGAGUUUUAGUUGUUCUAAAUUGAAUCCAACUACCCUCUAUGUGAUUUUCUGAAAGCAAUAUAUGAGGCCUGCAAGAAAGUGAUCAUAUAAUUGUAUCUUCACUUUCUUUUUAUUUUUGUAUUACCUUAGGAUGCAUUGUCAUGAGUAUUUUUGGUAGAAUAAAUUCUCCUUUGCUAUAAGUAGCUUUCUUAUUUUUUUUCUCCCCCCCCUCUUUCUCAAGGCUCAUAACGGUUUCUUUUUCCUCCUUUAGUCUAACUUGGUAAAUAAAAUUCUGGUCACAAUUCAUCUUCUUUUUUCAAUUUUAAUAUAUUUAUUAAGGGGGCAUGUUCAAAGUCUUCAAUAGACACCAACGAAAAGAAAGCCAGAAAAUGGUUAGGACUUCCAAGAAGUAUUUUUCUUUUUCUUUUUUUUUCUUUCUUUUUAAAGGGAAUGGAUUUGGUUUUUUAGUGUAGAGGUUCAAGCCAUAGAUUUAAAUUGGUAAUAGAAGCGGGAUUGGGCAGCCUCAGAGUUGGGCCAAGCCCAAGCCUUUGAAAGUGGAGAAAUAAAGUGCCUACAGAAACCCCAACUCCAGGAAGGAGAAACAUGGAGUUUCUUUAACAAGCUACCAGUCUUCAGGUCAAUAACUAAGUUAUCAACAAUUCAUUUAUUUAUACACAUUUGUUUCAAACAUCUACAUUCCAACCCCUCCCCCACAAUCCCGGAAACAUUUUCAGUGUGUUUGAUUAGUCUCCCAGCUGCUGAUGGGUCCAGGCAAACAGACCUAAAAGGUAGAGAAAAACAAAAACAAAACAAAACAAUGGUUACUGGCUGGAAAAUGCACUUCAGAAAGGGUUCUUUCCAAUCCUCUGGUUCAGUCAUUCUAGGAUUCUUUUUUCAGGGAUAGAAAAAUCAAUAUUUCAUUCUUAAAUCUGUUUACAUGACAAAUAAUGGAUCAUUAAAGCUGUGAAGUCAGGUUACCAAGUUGAGAUUUAAAAUGGAGAGUUUCUGCGCCCCAGGUUAUAAAUUAACCCAGUUUCUAGAGAGAGAAGGAGAAAAAGCACUUUAAAUGAAAUAUCAAUAAAAUGUGAUCUAGGGCACGUUA